Messenger RNA from Saccostrea cuccullata (small rock oyster), 639 nucleotides. Its product is annotated as multidrug resistance-associated protein 1-like. Lineage: Eukaryota; Metazoa; Mollusca; Bivalvia; Ostreida; Ostreidae. The record is from RefSeq and is a predicted model, not a curated record. The transcript is spliced from 5 exons. Gene Ontology annotation, cellular component: membrane. Gene Ontology annotation, biological process: transmembrane transport. Gene Ontology annotation, molecular function: ATP hydrolysis activity; ATP binding; ATPase-coupled transmembrane transporter activity. The annotation marks the transcript as partial.
GGAAUAAAUCUAAGUGGUGGACAAAAGCAAAGGGUGAGUUUGGCUCGAGCAGUUUACCAGAACAAUGAAAUAUACUUGUUGGAUGACCCACUUAGUGCUGUUGAUGCCCAUGUGGGCAUGCACAUAUUUGAAAAUGUCAUUGGACCCAACAGCUGCCUUAAAAAUAAGACAAGAAUACUUGUGACCCAUGGAUUAGGAUUCCUUCCAUAUGCAGAUCUUAUAGUGACAGUAAAUGAAGGAGAAGUUUCUGAGGUGGGCACCUUUCAAGAGCUAAUGGAUCAUUCUACAGCAUUUUCGGAUUUUGUUCAUAAUUAUCUUUCACAGAAACAUCAAGAUGAUAAACAUGACCUUGCUGAAAAUAACUUAGAAGAUUUCAACAAAGAGGAAUGGGUUUUGUUCAGACCUUUUCUUAAGAAGAGGAAAAUACAAGACAAAGUUAAAGAGGACAUGUAUUUAGAGCCCCAGAAAAAUGUUGCUCAGACAAAAUUAUCAGAAUUUUGCCAUGAACAUGAAGCUGAAGAUGAGACAGAGAAUCUUUUAAAAGAAAUAGAGAAAAGGGAGAAGGAAAAUAAACUUAUACAAGAUGAGAAAGUAGAGAAAGGCAUGGUGAAACAUGGCUAUCACACGUACAUACCGUAG